AGUAUUCUUACAUAACCUAGUAAAGAUUCAACAAAAAUUGGACCAUGAAAAGAAACCGGAACAAGCCAGACUUUUUCAAAAUUGAAGAUACAAUGAAAAAGUUGAAAAAGGAUGAAAAAGCGAAAGAUGUUAAAGUACCACAUGUGAAUAAAGAAGUCAAGCCACUAAGAAGAAUUAUUCUUCAUGAGAAUUUGCUUGUUUGGGCCAAAUUCAAAGGAAUUGGUUGGUGGCCUGGAAGAAUUGCAGACAGGAAAGAAUUGAGUGGCCCAUUAGAUUUACCUGAUGAACCUACAAGAUGGGUUCACUGGUUUGGUGACCACAAGUAUUCUGAGACCCAUGUUGAUAAUAUCGCUGCCUUCCAUGAAUUUAGCAAAUUCUACAACGAGAAGAAAAUUAAAAACAGCAUUGCAUACAAAUCAGCUGUUACUGAAGCGUUGCAUGAAGCUGCACAAAGAUCAGGCAAAAAAUUCGAAAACGAUACAGAAAUGGUUGAAUGGGCUUUGAGAGAUUUCUUGCCUGGUGGAUAUCUUGCAUUUAUGCCAAAAAUAAAGACUGACAUUAUUAACUGCACAGAAGUUAUGACACAAAACAAAAACGAAGAUAGAACUAAAAAAGCAUCUCAUGAACAAUCAUCACAAUCCGUAGAAUCAGAACUUCUUCAACAGCGAAAUAUGAUGUUGUGUCAUGUGAAAGAGGGUAGGCUGAAAAUCCAGGAUAUUUGUUUGGGAUGUGGAGAUCAAGAUGUGAAAGCCAGUCAUCCAUGUUUUGAAGGUGGAUUAUGCAAUGCUUGCGAGAUUGACUACACUGAAUGUAUGUAUUCUCCAGACCAUUAUGGAUGUUCAUCAUAUUGCUGUGUUUGUAGUGGGGGAAAAGAAGUACUUUUAUGUGAUGAACCUGAUUGCACCAAGUGCUUUUGUAAGGAUUGCAUAACUGGAAUGGUUGGUCCUCAAGCUCUCAAAAAGGAUCUUCUUCAAAAAUGUUGGCAAUGCUACUUGUGCAGAGAAGCUUCUCAGCACGGCCUCCUUGUCAGACAUGCAAAUUGGAAAUUAAUGAUGGAUGAAAUUUCGAAUAAAUGUGAUGAUAUUGUGUACGCUACAAUAUUACCUAGCUACGCACUACAGAAUGGAUCAAAAAAGAAAAUUAAAGUUUUGUCGUUGUUUGAUGGAAUUUCAACCGGAAUGGUUGCUCUGAAAGAGUUGAAUUUUAGCAUAGAUGAAUACUAUGCAUCCGAGAUUGAUCAAAAUGCAAUAUACAUAUCCCGAGCUCAUCAUCCUGAAAUUCUGCAUAUUGGUGACAUCGUAAACAUCAACAACAAAGAGCUGUUGGAAUGGGGGCCGUUUGAUUUGCUAAUUGGAGGAAGUCCAUGCAAUGAUUUGUCCAUUGUGAAUCCUGCUAGAAAAGGACUUUGGUCAGAAAAGGGUUCCGGUCACCUAUUUUUCGAAUUCUGGAGAAUACUAAAUACAUGUAUGUUGCAAGCUUCUGUGCACCAGAAACCUUUUUAUUGGCUUUUCGAAAAUGUUGUGCACAUGGAUCGAAAUUCAAAAGAUACAAUAUCAAGACUAUUGCAGAAAACUCCAGUAUUGCUAGAUGCAAAGAAGGUAUCCCCAGCUCAAAGACCUAGAUUGUUUUGGGGGAACAUUCCUAAGAUGGACAGAGACCAGCCGACAUACAAUUAUAAGUGCAAAGUGAUGCUCAUGAUUGUAGCUGCUUUUAGUCUGUUACUGUGACUCCAAGAGACAGGAGGCUGGACGCGGUGUGGGAUGGACGUGUUGCGGCUCUGAAACGGUGCCGAAGAUAACAACUCUGUUACUGAACGCGGAAACAACUAGAUAAACAAAGUUAGAAACAGUUAACAUCUUAAAUUCUUGCCAGUUUUCCUGACCUUCCCAUUCGUCUGUGCGUUCAUUGUUUAUGUUUUGUGUGUUCAUUGUUUUUUUUUCUGCGCGCUCUUACUCCAUAGUGACACCUUGUGUCCCAUCACUAAUUAAUUAAUAACUCGCUAAUUAUACGACAUAAUUCGCCCAAAAUCAAUAGGCUUCUGGUCCGAGAUAUGAUGAAUGCACAUGAAAAAUCUGGAGCAAAUUCAUCUCGUGUAAGUAAUAAAGUUAUACUUAUUAUAGUGUACAUGCCUGCCACCGCACCAUUCAACCAGGAGAUAUUCAGGAAAGGACAAUUUCGUCUUAUUAAUAGGCAGACGUAUCUCAACGUCUUUCUUUGGCCCGGGAUAAAUUUGUAAACCUAUAGGGCCAGACAGAACAUACGUUAGUGGUCUGUUUGCUAUGUGAUUAAACCAUACCGAAAACCUCGGUUGUAUACAGAAAACAAGCGUGAAUAAUUCUUGAGAUUUUUCCGAAGAUAUUCCACCAUACUUUGUACCGAAAUGAUCUUUCUGACGACUGUUGGCUUAUUACGCCAAGCUUAGGAACACAAUGCUAAAUGUGUGAUUGCGUAGGAUUCAUGUGUUUACACGUAGUGGUUGGUUAGAUAUUAUAAAUGAUAAAUUUCGUGUGACCACGGCUGGCUUUCUGUGUCAUCCAUGACCAAGCAUUGGUCUGAUCUCAUACUUGAUGUACAAGAUUUACCGUGUAAUUAAAUUAUCAAUUUUUAUCAUGGAUAAACACGAUUAUCUCGUUUAUAGUCGAUUAUCCAAAAUCCGCAUUCAGAUUUUAUUUAGUCAACAAUAGCGCACAUGGGACGUCACAAAUUCUUCAGGCAACAAUUGCGGAUGCGGGAUAGACAUAAUAAACCUACAAGACUAUUUAUUGACUGGUUUUGCUUUUAAACUCUGGCUAGUAUAUAUAAAUUGCGAUUUUUCAUGAAAUGGUAGAAAAACUGGUGUACACAGUUUUGAUUGUGGUGGCAUUUACUUAAAACAUUGUAAAAAUGCCGGAGAAUCUUCGAUUUCAUUACAUAGAAAUCGCUCAAACAUCUUCUUCGUAUUGAUUUUAUUUCUAUUAAUAAUACACGAUCUGUGCACUAUAAAAAAAAAAUCGUUAAAGUGCCCAUCAAA
Messenger RNA from Styela clava, 3010 nucleotides. Lineage: Eukaryota; Metazoa; Chordata; Ascidiacea; Stolidobranchia; Styelidae. The record is from RefSeq and is a predicted model, not a curated record.